Molecule: messenger RNA, 5181 nt
Organism: Helicoverpa zea (corn earworm)
Lineage: Eukaryota; Metazoa; Arthropoda; Insecta; Lepidoptera; Noctuidae
Product: organic cation transporter protein-like
Exons: 7
Coding region: 316-1908 (530 amino acids)
Biological process (GO): transmembrane transport
Cellular component (GO): membrane
Molecular function (GO): transmembrane transporter activity
Source: RefSeq, a predicted model, not a curated record
AGUGUGACGAGCCAAGCCGUUCGGAACCAAUGCAGUGUCGAGCGCGCCAGACGGUUCGCCUCAGUCCGACGCGCACGCUUCGCCGGCCGGCCAUUCUUACCAAAUAACGAACAAAAAUCCGUGUCUAUUUAACUCUUACUACUUCAAAAACUCGCCUCUUUACUACCGUGUACAAAACUAGUGUAAUCCCAAGUGCCUUCGUGAUUGUUUAAGGUUAUAAAACUGCACAUACCGACGAGGUGUUCCGUGAAUUGGGUCAUGGUAUACAAUUUGUACGAUUCCGUAUAAUCUUCUAGCAGUUAAAAGAUUGCAAUCAUGGAGGAGGUCAAAAAGGAGAUCAAUUUGGACUCGAUCCUCGAGAGCUUGGGUCCUUACGGCAGAUAUAACCUCUUGAACUUCGUGUUACUGCUGUUCCCUAUUCUGCUGAGCAGCUUCUUCGAAUGUGGCUUCAUUUUUGAAGCCCAGGAAUUGGCUUAUAGAUGCGAAGUCGAUGGCUGUGAGCUUCGCUUCAACGAUACCUCCUGGAUCGAUUACGCAAUACCAACUGACCAUGUGCGGAAUAAACCCGAGUCUUGCAGGAUGUACAUACCACUGAACUCCUCGGAAUUCCAGUGCAUGCCACACAACUUCGAUCUGAACAGGACUAUGGAAUGUGACAGAUAUGUCUAUGAGGAUGAACAUUCGCUUGUUAAAGAGUUUAACCUUGGCUGUCAGGAAUGGAAGAGGGCUUUGGUUGGGACCAUUCACAACUGUGGAAUGUUUGUCGCCAUGUUGUUCACUGGCGCCAUUUCUGACAGGUUCGGAAGGAAAAUGGCGGUUGGUUUCGCAGCAUCUACCAGCUUUAUAUUUGGUUUCUCAAGAGCGUUUGCGCCAAACUAUUUGGUUUAUGUUGCGUUGCAUUUCUUGGAGGCAGCGUUUGGUGGUGGAUUGUAUCCAUCAGCUUAUGUAUUUAUAAUCGAGCUGGUUGGCCUCAAGCAGCGAGUCAUAGUAUCCGCCAUGUGCAACAUGACCUUUGUCAUAGGCGUCGUGCUCAUCGCCUUGCUGGCCUGGGUCAUUGACAGCUGGCGUACCUACAUCCUCAUCUUAUACUGCCCAGCUUUAAUCGUGGUCAUCUACAUCUGGUUCAUGAAUGAAAGCGGCCGCUGGCUCCUCAGCAAAGGCAAAAGAGACAAAGCCGUCUCCGUCCUCAAAAAAGCUGCUAAAAUCAACAAUUUGGAUCCUAGGAAACUCGAGCUGGACUCUUUAGGGGAUCCUUUACUGAAGGUUGAAAGUCAAACGACGGAUAAGAAGUCUCAGUUAUCUAAAGCGAUUCGUUCAAGUAUAAUAUGGAAGAGGCUGAUGAUAUGCUCGUUUUUGUGGAUGACUUGUUCACUGGUGUACUAUGGGUUGUCGAUAAACUCCGUGUCUUUGAGCAGUAAUCGUUACGUGAGCUUCAUGCUGGUGACGCUGGUGGAAAUCCCGGCGUAUAUCGUGGUUGUGAUAGUUCUGGACAAGUAUGGAAGGAAACAGACUCUGGUCGCCACUUACCUCACUUGUUCACUUAUGAGUCUACUGUUUGCUUUCUUGCCAAGAAAUGACUACUGGUCCAUUCCCCUAUACCUGGUCGGCAAAUGGAGCGUGACCCUCGCCUACAGCUCAGUGUACAUCUACGUGUCUGAGGUGUUCCCUACGAACAUGAGACAGACCCUCAUCAGCAUGUGUUCCAUGGCUGGCAGGAUUGGCUCUCUUAUUGCUCCAAUGACGCCUUUACUAUCUCUAUACCACAAAUCGAUGCCAACAGUGAUCUUUGCGGCGAUGUGCUUAAUAUCCAGUACUCUCGUGCUGAUGCUGCCAGAAACCAGAAACAUGAGGUUACCAGACACGAUUGAGGAGGCAGAAGCCCUCUCCAGAAAGAGAACCAAGAAUUGAGGCUGUUAACUAAAUUUUAACCUUAAGUAGGUGUAUUUUAAGUCGAAAUUCGUAAAGACAUCACCCGGGACCUUUAGACCUUUUAAUUAGGAUUGGAUGCAGCUAUCGAAAUAAUUUUGAACAAACUUGUGAACUGGUUUGUAAUUUUUUUUAAUGUUGUGUUAUUUGAAGGUGUAUUUUUAAUUUGCCUUUUUCAUAGACACCUCUUUAAAUUUUUUAUUUCUUUUUGAUAUGAAUUAAAAGUGACUUUGUAUAAGAGCACUAACAAAAAUGUCGUUUUCAAUCAGUCAUGUUCGAAAAGCAUUAAAUUGUAAGCCAAAAUUAUUGGUGGAUAUUAGUUUCAAUAAAAGGCAAAUAAAGAGUACACCAAAAAUAAGUAGAAAUGAUCCAUUGUGUCGUCAUGUUAUAUUAAUAUUUUGUUAUUUUUUUCUUAAUGCACUUUUAUGUUACUCAUUUUCUUAACGUCCAAUGAUCUUAUAAGAAAGUACUUACACUAAUAUUUAAUCAAUUAAUCAGUAAUUCCCUUUAAAUAUCAUAAUUAUAAUAUCUAACCCUGUGUUUACCAGAUCAGUAUAGAAUUUUUUGCAACCCCAGUACGCACGUAAGUUGUCAAUAUAAUAAGUAAGAAUACUGCAGCGCCCUCUAGUAAACAAUUUUAUAAUUCGAAUACAGGAUUUGGAAGAUCAUCUAAUAAUGGCCGCUUUUUGCCUAAAAGGGUACAAAAAAAUCAAAUGCCGGUGGGUUUAUUUGAAAAUCUAUGAAGUUUUAUAGAACAAAAAGUUAAGGUUUUUGUUUUAGAACCUGAGUCCCAAUAGAGGGACACUUCUUCGAGUCAUUAUAAUUCACUAUUCACUACGAUUUUUUGAUAGUUUUUUUACUUUCAGUUUUUAAAGUAGGUAAACAGUUUCUUCUAAAAUCUAUAAAAUACAAAAUUAUCUUUACAAUGAACACUUUUACUAUAAUUUACUAUAAUGUCGCAAUAGCAAUUUUAUCGCCUUUUCGAAGCUAGAAAAUAACAAUGCAGUAAAAUAUCUCCUCAUAAUCAUUUAUUUUUCAAACUUUGUAUUGUAUCACUCGUCAUUUUUAAAAUAUCAACAAUUCGUUAAAAAUGUUAAGGAAUAUAAACUUGUUUUUUUGUUUCUUCUGCUAAGUUGAUUACUUAAUGAACUCGAAUACCCAUGUAUAAUUCCACUUAAUUAUUACUUAAAUGUAUAGUACUACUUACUAAAUAACCAAUAUUCACGUAACUUUGUGAUUGCAAAGGUGAAUGGAUAAAAUGAAAAUGUAAAAUAUAAUUAGUUAUGUGAGUCCAAAUAUGGACAAAGUUGUGUUUGAUUAAGUUUUGUAUCAGCACAAAAUAUUUACUGUAAAAUAACUUUACCUACUACUAUAUGUAUACUUUAAUACUUAAUUCAUUGAGUUUACCUUUUGUAUACAUAAUUCUUUCACAAUACUAUCACUUCUGUUUUACUUUCCACCUUCAAUAAUUUUUUCAAUAAAAUUAUUGUGCUGAUUUACAACAAUAAGAGUACCCACACUGCAAACUUUUAGUCGACCGAUAGUUUUUUCGGACUCAUAAAUCAGUACGAAGAUGAAUGGUAGUAUGCACAUUACAAAGAUCAGGUAUUUAUCCAGUAUCAGACUGACUGAACUUUGAUUGGAAUCAAAAUUUUGUUUUAUAAAAAAUAGCUCAACUGUCGGCCGACUGUUUAGUAUGCAGUAUGCUGGAGCGCAUAAGGGUCAAAGCACAACGAUAUAUUUAGCCACGAUUUAUUUGAUUUAUGAAUAGUAAGAAGUUUACUCAACUGCGCCAAAUCGCAAUGCAAAUUGUAAGUCUCCCGCUAAAAUAUCGUGCGUGUGAUCCCCAGUAUCCGAUAACUUAUUUAAUGUUAUUUACGUUGAUAUUUAACAGUAUUUUUGUAUUAAGUGUGUAAUUUUUAUAAUUAUUAGUUUUUAAGAAUAGUGUGGGACCAAUAUAUGAACCAUCGUCCAUAAACUACGUCGGAGAUUGACUAAGGGUAGGUUUUAUGAACUAUCUGUAAAAAAUGCAUUUUACAGCAUUUUCCACAAACGUCAUCACAGAAUUACGAAUGUAUUCUUAAUGUUAAUUAAUCUUAGAAGUUAUGUAAACAUAUAUUUUAUGCUUUAAUUUUAACGCACGCCGCAUUCAAAUUGGUAUUAAAAAUUUACAAAACAUUACCUAAUCACAAAAUGACGUAAUCGUUACAAAUAUCCGAUCCGAUAAAGAUUUAAAUUAAAAACAAAGUUUUCGUACACAUGUGCGCUUUAACAUGCAUAACACGCGUUACAAAUGCGCUGUUUGAAUGAAUGAUGUCUACAAUGAUAAAUUCAUUUCUAAUGACUAAAUCAUCACGUAAUUAUCAUGCCACCUUGAUUGCUUCAUUACUUUAACCAUCACUUUUAUUGUGAUUUCAAUGUUGUAAAUCAAAGCGAACAAUCACAAUGACACUUUAACAUUUUUCAUCCACAAUUUACACGAUAAUAGACUAGUACUAAGAAUAUUUCUAUAAAAAAGCUAAAUGUAUUUAUAAUCACUUUUCGGAUUGGAUCUUUAUCAUUGUAUAAUUACUUUGUUGUGAUAUAAUUACACACGACAGCUUGUAAAUUAUAUAUAAUUGUCAAAUGUGAUACAUUGGCAUUGUUAUAUAACGAUAAUUGUGAUUAACUGGGUUUAACCGCAAUAUCUGUGGCUUAGAAUGAUAUAUUGUGAACACAAUGAAUGGUCUAUUCCAUCAAGUUAAUUACUGUUCAAUUUUAUAUUAACUUAUGUCAAAAAUAAUAACAACAAUGAACAAGUUGACAUGCGAUUUGACAAGUUAUUAAUCAAGUAAUACUGGGAAGAACGUAUUUGCUUUUUAAGCCCUAUGUGCAUAGAGUGCAUUAAAGAAAUAAAUAAUAAACAUGUAUUUUCUUAAGCAAUGCUAUAUUUAUUUUCUUUUGGUUUUUUUAAAGAAAAAAAUACAAAAAAUGCAGACGUAGUUUAUGGACUUACCUUCGUAGUGAUAAACCCGAAUUACUACUGCACCCAGCAUUUUUAGUUUAUUAAUAUUUAAAAUACAUUUUUGGUAUUUUAUAAAAUUAGGUUAUUACUAUAUUUGAUUAAUUAAUACUAUAAUUAAUUAGUAGAGCGUCAGUGAUGUCAGUUAUUGUGCUUUUACUAUACCUAUUAUUACCUAUUUAUUACUCGAUUUGUAUUUGGUACAAAUACAUUUGUUGAAUACACAAUUUGUAUAAUAAACUUUUUGUAAAAUA